Talaromyces rugulosus is the source of this 1716-nucleotide messenger RNA. RefSeq lists its product as uncharacterized. Lineage: Eukaryota; Fungi; Ascomycota; Eurotiomycetes; Eurotiales; Trichocomaceae. The transcript has 2 exons. The coding region runs from base 1 to 1716 and encodes 571 amino acids. The record is from RefSeq and is a predicted model, not a curated record.
AUGCGGAAGCCUACACUUCAGGAUAUUUUCUUCGCUGCAUGGCUGGUAGACCUAACCGUGGCUGCGCCCCUACAGGAAAGUCAAAGCAUCGAGGACUUCGACUGGUCUUCAAUCACCCCAACUGAGCAGCUCGAAUAUCACCAAUGCGGUGACGGUUACAAAUGCGCUCGAUUGAAGGUUCCUCUUGACUGGACAAAUGCUUCCAACUCGUCCCAGUCUGUUGCCAUCGCCAUCGUUACCCUUCCGGCGACAGUCCCUAAUACAGACCCGUCCUUUGGGGGAACCAUCCUCAUCAACCCCGGCGGUCCGUCCGGAUCUGGAACGGACAUGGCCAUCGAACUCGGGCAUUAUUUGCAGGGAGUCGUUGACGGCGAGAGACACUAUGAGAUCCUGGGUUUUGACCCUCGAGGUGUCGCUUUUAGCACUCCUCGUGCUGACUGCUACAACGGCAAUGAAAUUCGUCGCACAGCCGAUCAGGUUCAAGCCGCAGGAAUCCCUUCCCCAGAUUCUGGGUCUACAGCUCUGAACUAUUUGUACCAGAGUCACGCAGCGGUUUCAGAGUUGUGUGCCGAGGCGGGAGAUGACAGCAUUUUUGCACACAUGUCCACAGCAUCAGUGGCGCGAGACAUGUUAGAGAUCGUCGACCGAGUGAACGAGCUGAAACAUAAUUCCUCUACCCGGGCUAACUCGGAGGAGCCAAAGCUUCAAUAUCUAGGUGUCUCAUAUGGGACAUUCCUUGGAAAUACUUUUGCCUCCAUGUUCCCCAAUCGUGUUGGGCGAAUGGUUAUUGAUGGAGUCGAGGAUCCCCAUGACUAUAUCAAGGGUACGUGGGAGAAGAAUUUGAACGACUUUGAGAAGGUUCUAGACCACUUCUACCAAACGUGUUUCGAGGCGGGCAGUGACUGCCUCUUGAAGAAGGACUCGGAUAAAAAUGCCUCUGCAAUUCGAGAACGCAUAGAUUCUUUCCUCAGCAGUCUCGAGAACUCGCCUGUCCCUACUGUAUAUGAAGGCCGUACCCGCCUAGUGACUUCACUCCUUGUCCGCACUAUGAUCCAUGACUCUCUUUACGACCCCAUUAACCGGUACGAUCCACUUUCAGCACUCUUGGCCUCAUCUCUCACCGGGGACCACACUCUACUGCUUCAAAACUCGACCGUGGAGCUUGAAAGUGCUUGCCAAAUAAAAAAUGAAACAUACCCCGCCAAUUACACUUGGGCCAACGAUGCAGGGUCAAGUAUCCUAUGCGGAGACUCUGCCUUUGACGCAGGUGACCGCAACAUAACCUGGGCAAGAGACUUGGUGGACUUUCUUUACGAACAGUCUCCAACGGCUGGCGAGGAUUGGACUAAACUCCCUCUGUGCUGUAUUGGAUGGAAAUACAAACCGAACUUUGUCUUCAGGGGACCCUUUGGCAGUUCAAUGGGGAAAAACAACACUUCAAAUGCACCACUUCUAGUUCUAUCAACUAGAUACGACCAUGCAACUCCCUUGGCCAACGCGUUUGCAGUUUCAAAGAGUCAUGCCGGCUCCACGGUUGUGGUGCAGGAGUCGUGGGGACAUACUGCUCUUCUUACAUCCAGGAGCAACUGCACGGCAGGAAUUGUGAAGGAGUAUUUCGCCACCGGAAAGCUCCCACAGGAGGGCACUGUCUGCGAACAGGAUUGUGUGCCUUCAAUUCCUUUAAAACCCUGUCCGGGCUUACCAGGUUACGCCUGA